AUGUCGUUGGCCAUAUUGAUUUGUUUUAUUAUUUUAACGGUGGAUUCGAUUUCAUCCAUACAUUCACAUAAUAAAGUUCACUCACGUUUACGUCGUCGGGAAUUUGUUCAAGAAGAAGUACGAAAAUCGAUGUUAAAUUAUAUGACAAGUAUCAAAGGUGAAAUUACGGACAUUGUCAUUGAAGAAAUGAUUGGUUAUUAUAAUAGUCAACGAAUGAAAUUAUAUUAUUUAGAAAAUGAGGUGUCGAAUAUAAAAAAUUCAUCGUUACCCAUACGAAAUACGAGUCGAAUAUUGAGAAAUUUAGCUGAACGUCUAUUGAAAGAACAACAAUCAGUUGCAUUAAAUUUAUCAUCAAUGGAAUAUAGAAUAAAAAAUUUAACUACGGUUUUGCAUAAUGUAUUAAAUGAUUUACAUCAACAACAGAAGCCUGUUCAACACGUAAGAAGACUGGUUUCAACGAAACAAUCGGCUCAAAAGCACCAAGUGCCCAUAGAUUGUGAUGAUGUAUUUAGUCAACAAUUAUCACCUGUUCAUGAAGGAAUUUUCCGUAUAAAACCACGCUUUGCAACGGAAUCAUUUGAUGUCAAAUGUAUAUUUGAAAAUAAUAUAGGAUGGACAGUUAUUCAACGAAGAAUCAAUGGUACAAUUGAUUUUUAUCGUAGAUGGAAUGAUUAUAAAAAUGGUUUUGGCGAUUUACAAGGCGAAUUUUGGUUAGGCAAUGAAAAAAUUCAUCAAUUGACAGUUCAAGGAAGAUAUAUUCUUCGAAUAGAGUUACAACCUUGGGAUGCUCCCAUGCGUAUAGCUGAAUAUGGUAAAUUUUCUGUUGGCAAUGAAAAUGAAAACUAUAAAUUGUUAAUAUCUCAAUUUCGUUCAAAUAUAUCCACAGCUGGUGAUUCGCUGUCACCAUCAUGGGACAGCGCUAAUGGAAUCCCGUUUUCUACUUAUGAUCGUGACUUAGAUAAUUUGUUUUAUGAUAAUUGUGCACUAACUUAUCAUGGUGCAUGGUGGUUUACGAAUUGUUUUCAAUCGCAUCUCAACGGAGCUUAUAUACGAUCGCCACUUGCUUUACAAAAUACAGCACGAAAUGGUUUACAUUGGAGUACCUACGAUUUGUAUCAUUCAAUGAAAGCAACAACCAUACGUAUUCGACGACAAAAUACAUUUGAGAUGAAUCAUUAA
This is a messenger RNA of Rotaria socialis, 1179 nucleotides long. The record is from the annotation of a GenBank genome assembly. Lineage: Eukaryota; Metazoa; Rotifera; Eurotatoria; Philodinida; Philodinidae.